This is a messenger RNA of Nomascus leucogenys (northern white-cheeked gibbon), 4832 nucleotides long. It is a transcript of the gene ASAP1, whose product is annotated as ArfGAP with SH3 domain, ankyrin repeat and PH domain 1. Bases 403 to 3780 code for a protein of 1125 amino acids. The record is from RefSeq and is a predicted model, not a curated record. Gene Ontology annotation, cellular component: cytoplasm. NCBI's taxonomy places the organism in Eukaryota, Metazoa, Chordata, Mammalia, Primates, Hylobatidae. The transcript is spliced from 30 exons. Gene Ontology annotation, molecular function: GTPase activator activity; protein binding. Gene Ontology annotation, biological process: positive regulation of GTPase activity.
GUUAGCGCCAUUGCUGUUCAGAAGAAUAAGCCACCACUGUUUCUGCUGCCUUUUUUUCAAGGCGACAAAGUGCAUCCUGCCAUAAUCAUGGUGUUACCUAAGUCAGCAGUGCUCAGAGUAAGAGGCAGGCAUGAGGAGGACAAGGGUGCUGAACAGUCUUAUUAUAAUGAUGACAACAGAGAUGAUGCUUGCUUUAUAUAAAGCCAGGUGCACACAAGUAUGUGUGUGUGUGCACAUUUUUCCUGGCUUUGGGGAGGAUGGUGUAUAUUUUGGGGCAGCUCCACACAAAGAAAUCCAGCAUUUACGUUUUGCCCAUGUCAGUCUCUAUUUGCUUUCAGAUAUCCAGGAAUGAUUUUCAGAGUAUUUGAGAAAAUGAGAGGUGCAGAUGGUUUUCACUGAGGCAUGGUUUCAAAUUUAAAGAGGAUUAUGGCCCAGAAAUGGAUGCCGGACCAGAUCUCUGUCUCGGAGUUCAUCGCCGAGACCACCGAGGACUACAACUCGCCCACCACGUCCAGCUUCACCACGCGGCUGCACAACUGCAGGAACACCGUCACGCUGCUGGAGGAGGCUCUAGACCAAGAUAGAACAGCCCUUCAGAAAGUGAAGAAGUCUGUAAAAGCAAUAUAUAAUUCUGGUCAAGAUCAUGUACAAAAUGAAGAAAACUAUGCACAAGUUCUUGAUAAGUUUGGGAGUAAUUUUUUAAGUCGAGACAACCCCGACCUUGGCACCGCGUUUGUCAAGUUUUCUACUCUUACAAAGGAACUGUCCACACUGCUGAAAAAUCUGCUCCAGGGUCUGAGCCACAAUGUGAUCUUCACCUUGGAUUCUUUGUUAAAAGGAGACCUAAAGGGAGUCAAAGGAGAUCUCAAGAAGCCAUUUGACAAAGCCUGGAAAGAUUAUGAGACAAAGUUUACAAAAAUUGAGAAAGAGAAAAGAGAGCACGCAAAACAACAUGGAAUGAUCCGCACAGAGAUAACAGGAGCUGAGAUUGCGGAAGAAAUGGAGAAGGAAAGGCGCCUCUUUCAGCUCCAAAUGUGUGAAUAUCUCAUUAAAGUUAAUGAAAUCAAGACCAAAAAGGGUGUGGAUCUGCUGCAGAAUCUUAUAAAGUAUUACCAUGCACAGUGCAAUUUCUUUCAAGAUGGCUUGAAAACGGCUGAUAAGUUGAAACAGUACAUUGAAAAACUGGCUGCUGAUUUAUAUAAUAUAAAACAGACCCAGGAUGAAGAAAAGAAACAGCUAACUGCUCUCCGAGACUUAAUAAAAUCCUCUCUUCAACUUGAUCAGAAAGAAUCUAGGAGAGAUUCUCAGAGCCGGCAAGGAGGAUACAGCAUGCAUCAGCUCCAGGGCAAUAAGGAAUAUGGCAGUGAAAAGAAGGGGUACCUGCUAAAGAAAAGUGACGGGAUCCGGAAAGUAUGGCAGAGGAGGAAGUGUUCUGUCAAGAAUGGGAUUCUGACUAUCUCACAUGCCACAUCUAACAGGCAACCGGCUAAGUUGAACCUUCUCACCUGCCAAGUAAAACCUAAUGCCGAAGACAAAAAAUCUUUUGACCUGAUAUCACAUAAUAGAACAUAUCACUUUCAGGCGGAAGAUGAGCAGGAUUAUGUAGCAUGGAUAUCAGUAUUGACAAAUAGCAAAGAAGAGGCCCUAACCAUGGCCUUCCGUGGAGAGCAGAGUGCGGGAGAGAACAGCCUGGAAGACCUGACAAAAGCCAUUAUUGAGGAUGUCCAGCGGCUCCCAGGGAAUGACAUUUGCUGCGAUUGUGGCUCAUCAGAACCCACCUGGCUUUCAACUAACUUGGGUAUUUUGACCUGUAUAGAAUGUUCUGGCAUCCAUAGGGAAAUGGGGGUUCAUAUUUCUCGCAUUCAGUCUUUGGAACUAGACAAAUUAGGAACUUCUGAACUCUUGCUGGCCAAGAAUGUAGGAAACAAUAGUUUUAAUGAUAUUAUGGAAGCAAAUUUACCCAGCCCCUCACCAAAACCCACCCCUUCAAGUGAUAUGACUGUACGAAAAGAAUAUAUCACUGCAAAGUAUGUAGAUCAUAGGUUUUCAAGGAAGACCUGUUCAACUUCAUCAGCUAAACUAAAUGAAUUGCUUGAGGCCAUCAAAUCCAGGGAUUUACUUGCACUAAUUCAAGUCUAUGCAGAGGGGGUAGAGCUAAUGGAACCACUGCUGGAACCUGGGCAGGAGCUUGGGGAGACAGCCCUUCACCUUGCCGUCCGAACUGCAGACCAGACAUCUCUCCAUUUGGUUGACUUUCUUGUACAAAACUGUGGGAACCUGGAUAAGCAGACGGCCCUGGGAAAUACAGUUCUACACUACUGUAGUUUGUACAGUAAACCUGAGUGUUUGAAGCUUUUGCUCAGGAGCAAGCCCACUGUGGAUAUAGUUAACCAGGCUGGAGAAACUGCCCUAGACAUAGCAAAGAGACUAAAAGCUACCCAGUGUGAAGAUCUGCUUUGCCAGGCUAAAUCUGGAAAGUUCAAUCCACACGUCCACGUAGAAUAUGAGUGGAAUCUUCGACAGGAGGAGAUAGAUGAGAGCGAUGAUGAUCUGGAUGACAAACCAAGCCCUAUCAAGAAAGAACGCUCACCCAGACCUCAGAGCUUCUGCCACUCCUCCAGCAUCUCCCCCCAGGACAAGCUGGCACUGCCAGGAUUCAGCACUCCAAGGGACAAACAGCGGCUCUCCUACGGAGCCUUCACCAACCAGAUCUUCGUUUCCACAAGCACAGACUCGCCCACAUCACCAACCACAGAGGCUCCCCCUCUGCCUCCUAGAAACGCCGGGAAAGGUCCAACUGGCCCACCUUCAACACUCCCUCUAAGCACCCAGACCUCUAGUGGCAGCUCCACCCUAUCCAAGAAGAGGCCUCCUCCCCCACCACCCGGACACAAGAGAACCCUAUCCGACCCUCCCAGCCCACUACCUCAUGGGCCCCCAAACAAAGGCGCAGUUCCUUGGGGUAACGAUGGGGGUCCAUCCUCUUCAAGUAAGACCACAAACAAGUUUGAGGGACUAUCCCAGCAGUCAAGCACCAGUUCUGCAAAGACUGCCCUUGGCCCAAGAGUUCUUCCUAAACUACCUCAGAAAGUGGCACUAAGGAAAACAGAUCAUCUCUCCCUAGACAAAGCCAACAUCCCGCCCGAAGUCUUUCAGAAAUCAUCACAGUUGGCAGAGUUGCCACAAAAGCCACCACCUGGAGACCUGCCCCCGAAGCCCACAGAACUGGCCCCCAAGCCCCAAAUUGGAGAUUUGCCACCUAAGCCAGGAGAACUGCCCCCCAAACCACAGCUGGGGGACCUGCCACCCAAACCCCAGCUCUCAGACUUACCUCCCAAACCACAGAUGAAGGACCUGCCCCCCAAACCACAGCUGGGAGACCUGCUAGCAAAAUCCCAGACUGGAGAUGUCUCACCCAAGGCUCAGCAACCCUCUGAGAUCACACCGAAGUCACACCCAUUGGAUCUAUCCCCAAAUGUGCAGUCCAGAGACGCCAUCCAAAAGCAAGCAUCUGAAGACUCCAAUGACCUCACGCCUACUCUGCCAGAGACGCCCGUACCACUGCCCAGAAAAAUCAAUACGGGGAAAAAUAAAGUGAGGCGGGUGAAGACCAUUUAUGACUGCCAGGCAGACAACGAUGACGAGCUCACAUUCAUGGAGGGAGAAGUGAUUAUUGUCACAGGGGAAGAGGACCAGGAGUGGUGGAUUGGCCACAUCGAAGGACAGCCUGAAAGGAAGGGGGUCUUUCCAGUGUCCUUUGUUCAUAUCCUGUCUGACUAGCAAAACGCAGAACCUUAAGAUUGUCCACAUCCUUCAUGCAAGACUGCUGCCUCCAUGUAACCCUGGGCACAGUGUGUAUAUAGCUGCUGUUACAGAGUAAGAAACUCAUGGAAGGGCCACCUCAGGAGGGGGAUAUAAUGUGUGUUGUAAAUAUCCUGUGGUUUUCUGCCUUCGCCAGUAUGAGGGUAGCCUCGGACCCGGCGCGCCUUACUGGUUUGCCAAAGCCAUCCUUGGCAUCUAGCACUUACAUCUCUCUAUGCUGUUUUACAAGCAAACAAACAAAAAUAGGAGUAUAGGAACUGCUGGCUUUGCAAAUAGAAGUGGUCUCCAGCAACCGUUGAAAGGCAUAGAAUUGACUUUGUUCCUAACAAUGCAGUAUUCUCAAUUGCGUUACUGAAAAUGCAACAUUAGCAAAGAGGUGGGUUCUGUUUUCCAGGUGAAACUUUUAGCUCCAUGACAGACCAGCCUGUAGUUAUCUGUGUACACAGUUUACAGCUACAAAAACCUACUUUGGUAUUUAUUGCAGAAAAGUGCUCAGUUAAAUGUAAGUGUUAUUCCUUCAGCAAAAUAUUCACUGACCCAAAACUCUUUGUGGCAUUUUACAAUGCACACAGCCUCAUGCAAGUUUAGACAAGUGGAUUUAUACUGUCUUAUGAGUGCCCGCCCCUGAUAUAUUACCUCAUUAUGCAAAAAUAACAUAUCUUUCAUGACUAUUUUGACAAAAGUUUAAAACACAUAUGAAGUUCAACUUUCAGGAACCAAGGACUGCCAGAAAAUAUUAGCCUCUACAUUAUGCAUGCAUUUAGAAGCUUACCUGAAAUCUGCCUUUUAUAAAGGAAUAGUAUGGAUAAGUGGAAUUGUACAUUUUUUAAACUUGAUUGCCAUUAAAGCAGAAAUUAUAAGGUUGCAACAAUAUUUGUUUCUAAUCAUUGGCUUUCUCAAGAGUAUGGAUUGACAUAUUGUGUUAUGAAUGCACAUCCCUCAGAUGUGUUGAAGCAUCCAUUGCAUCCAUUUUUUAUUAUUUUCUUAGUUUUGUUCUUGGACAAAUUUAA